Molecule: messenger RNA, 1122 nt
Organism: Cordyceps fumosorosea ARSEF 2679
Lineage: Eukaryota; Fungi; Ascomycota; Sordariomycetes; Hypocreales; Cordycipitaceae
Product: Sodium/calcium exchanger membrane region
Exons: 3
Coding region: 1-1122 (373 amino acids)
Biological process (GO): intracellular calcium ion homeostasis; calcium ion transmembrane transport
Cellular component (GO): fungal-type vacuole membrane
Molecular function (GO): calcium:proton antiporter activity
Source: RefSeq, a predicted model, not a curated record
AUGGACUCCCGUCAUCGCAUCUCGGAAGACGUGGCCGCGGACACCACGCCGCUGCUGGCGGCGGGCCGUGCCCCCAAAAGCGCCAUCACUGCGGUCAUGGACGAGCUCGUUUACGCCACCAAGGCCACGCUGCGGUGCAGCGUCACCAACGUCCUGCUUGUCUGCCUGCCGCUCGGGCUGUAUGGCGACGACUGGGGCUUUCCGGGAUGGGCCGUGUUCGUGCUCAACUUCCUCGCCAUGCUGCCCUUGGCCUCCAUCCUCACAUUCUCCACGGAGCAACUGGCGGCCAUUGUCGGCUCCGUUGCGGGAGGCCUGAUCAACGCCACGUUUGGAAACGCGGUGGAAAUGAUUAUCCUCGGCUCCGCCUUUUAUCUUGCCGGCCAGGACAAGCAGAUAGUGCACAUCAACGUUGACGUGGCGGGCAUCCUCACAUCGCUCAUGGUGAUUUCAUGCACGUCCCUCAUCCUCCCCUCGGCACUGCGCGCCGGCGACCUCCUGACCGAGAGCACCGAUGGUGGCCCUGCCGACUACAUCCUGACCCUCUCACGCAGCACCUCGGUCAUUCUCCUCAUCUUCUACAUCUUGUACGUGUACUUCCAAUCCGUCACGCACGCGGACCUCUUCGCCGAGGAGGAGAGCGACGACAGCAAGAAGCUGCACGCGGCGUCGAGCUGCGUGGUGCUCAUCCUUGCUACCCUCGGGAUCGGCGCGAGCUCCGACGCGCUCAUCAGCAGCAUCGACGGCGUCAUCGAGGCGCUCGGCGUCAGCCGCAGCUUCAUCGGCCUCAUCAUCGUCCCGAUCGUCGGCAACGCGGGCUGCUUUGUUGGAACGGUGCAGUGGUCGCAGACGGGUCGCAUUAACCUGGCCAUCUCUGUCAUUGUCGGCGCGACGCUCCAAAUCUCCCUCUUUGUCACCCCGUUCCUGGUGAUUGUCGGUUGGAUCAUCGGCCGCGACAUGUCCCUGCAGUUUGACACUUUUGAGACCAUUGUUCUCACCAUGUCGACUCUUGUGGUCAGUUGCUUGGUGCGCGGAGGGAAAACCAAUUACUUUGAGGGCAUGCUGCUAGUUGCAACGUAUACAAUCAUUGGCAUCGCCUUCUUCGUCCAUCCGGACGACGCCUGA